AUGGGACGAGAAACAGUUAUUGCUCUUGUAGGAAAGCCAUCGGCUGGAAAAUCUACUACGUUAAAUUCGUUGACAGACGCUAAUGCAAAAGUUGGAGCUUUUCCAUUUACUACUAUAGACCCAAAUAAGGCCACAGGUUACCUAGAGGUAGAUUGUGCAUGUGCAAGGUUCGGUAAACAGGCUUUAUGCAAGCCUAACUAUGGAUAUUGUCGAGAUGGUAAACGAGGUGUUCCAAUCAUGUUGUUGGAUGUGGCAGGGUUGGUUCCCAAUGCUCAUCUUGGAAAAGGAUUAGGAAACAAAUUUUUGGGAGAUUUGACCGAAGCGGAUUGUUUGAUCCAUAUUGUGGACGUGAGUGGAACCACUAAUGCAGAGGGAAAGGCCACGAGAGGAUACGACCCAUUACACGAUAUAGAGUGGUUACAGGACGAGAUCUUCAAGUGGAUUCUCGGGAACCUUAUGGAGAGAUGGGGCUCGGUGGUCAGAAGACACACAGCGACUAAAGCCACGACGUUGGAGACCUUGAGACAGCAGUUGGGUGGUUAUUCGGCUAAUAAGCAGUUGAUUGGUAAAGCACUUGACCUUUUGCCGGGUUUGGCUCCGUUGCAAGACUGGGAUAAUGAAACCAUCGAGAAGGUGGUGAGGUCAUUUAUGCAAGUGAAGUUUCCAACGGUGUUGUCGCUCAACAAGAUGGACCACCCGGAUUCGGAUAAGAAUGUGUCCAAGAUCAUUUUAAAGUACCCAGAGUUGAAAUCCGUAUUGACAUCUUCGAUCACCGAGGUAUUUUUACGUAAAUUGGCCAAUCAACAAUACAUCAAGUACGACCUGGGAACUGAGUUUGUUGACACGAUCGAUGACUUGGGCCCCGAAUCAAAGUUGAAGCCUUUGGACGACAAAUUGCGUAACAGAAUCGACAAUAUCAGGGACUUGGUGCUCUACAGAUUCGGCUCCACUGGUGUUGUGCAAUUAUUACAAGCAGCUGCGGACGUAUUAGGGUUAAUUCCUGUCUUCCCAGUUAGAAGCAUCCAUAAUUUCACUGGUAGUUCAGGUGAAUAUGUCUUUAGGGAUUGUGUGCUUGUGAAAAAAGGCACGCCGGUGAUAUCGGUGGCUAGAAAAAUCAUGGGAGAUGUUACUAUCGCUGCAAUUGAAGGUGUUGGUGGAGUAAGAAUUGGUGAAGAGGACACGGUAGACAGUGGUAAGAACGAUAUCUUGAGUUUCAAGAUCGUUCCGGGAAGUACCACCAAUAAUUGA
This is a messenger RNA of Debaryomyces hansenii CBS767, 1248 nucleotides long. RefSeq lists its product as uncharacterized. Gene Ontology annotation, molecular function: ATP hydrolysis activity; GTP binding. The transcript has a single exon. Lineage: Eukaryota; Fungi; Ascomycota; Pichiomycetes; Serinales; Debaryomycetaceae. Gene Ontology annotation, cellular component: cytoplasm. The record is from RefSeq and is a predicted model, not a curated record. The coding region runs from base 1 to 1248 and encodes 415 amino acids.